Molecule: messenger RNA, 1768 nt
Organism: Pocillopora damicornis (cauliflower coral)
Lineage: Eukaryota; Metazoa; Cnidaria; Anthozoa; Scleractinia; Pocilloporidae
Product: carbonyl reductase [NADPH] 1
Molecular function (GO): oxidoreductase activity, acting on the CH-OH group of donors, NAD or NADP as acceptor
Source: RefSeq, a predicted model, not a curated record
AUGUCGACCACUUUGUUUCGUCAAGUUUCAUUCAAUCUGCAGGUUACCGGUGCUAACAAGGGAAUAGGAUUUGCUAUAGUCAAAAAGUUGUGUAGAGAAUUUUCUGGAACUGUUAUUUUAACAGCAAGAGAUGAACAAAGAGGACUGGAAGCUGUCAAACAACUAAGCACUGAAGGUGCUUCACCUGUAUUUCAUCAGUUGGAUAUUGUUUCACCAGAAAGCAUUGAGAGAAUAAAGAAACAUCUCAUGGAGCAAUAUGGUGGAUUGGAUCUUCUUGUAAAUAAUGCCGGGAUAGCUUUUAAGCGGGCAUCUACAGUUCCUUUUCCAGAACAAGCUGAAGUGACUAUCCAGACAAACUUUCAUGGUACGCUUAAUGUGUGCAGAGCACUGUCACCAAUUUUAAAACCACAUGCAAGGUUGGUGAAUAUUUCCUCCCAUUUAGGAGGUUUGGCUCAGCUGUCAGAAGACCUUCAGAAGAGGUUCUCUUCUCCAACAUUAACCGAAGAAAAUCUUGCUAACUUGAUGGAUCAGUUUGUUAAAGAUGUCAAGGAUGGUACACACUCACAGAAGGGAUGGUCAACCUCUGCCUAUGGAAUGUCCCAUAUAGGAAUAAUUGCUUUAACCAAGAUUCUAGCAAGGAAUACAUUACAAGAUUCUAGAGAGGACAUUCUUAUCAAUGCUUGUGAUCCUGGCUGGGUACGCACAGACAUGGCUGGACCAAAAGCAACAAAAUCUCCUGAGGAAGGUGCAGAGACUCCAGUAUAUGCUGCUUUGCUUCCAAUAAAUGUUGGCAAACCACAUGGUGAAUUCCUCAAAGAAAAAAUGAUUCAGGAAUGGGAGGUGAUGUCAACAAGAUCUCAUGCCUCAGAAGCUGAGGAGAGACUCAAGAAGGAACAAAAAUAGUUCUUAGCUCUUGACAUCUCAUGAUAAAACUUUUUCCUUUGGCUCACUUGUUACUUUAGUACAGAUGAAGAGUAUCGUCAGUAAAAUUAGUUUGGGAUGUUGUGGUAAUUUAAUCUACUCGUGGAGAUAAAAGUGACUGUUUGUCUGAGUGAUGGUGAUGAAUAGAUGGUGGAGGUGGUUACUUUAUUUACAAAAGAAGUACCACUGUUUCUCAGCCCCAGCAUGGUAUCUGUUGUGAAAAUAAAGGUCACAAGCCCUAGGAAAACAUAGUGGCAGAGAUUUUGUAAAAAGAGGGACUCUCAGAGAUGGAUGCAUGAGAGGAGUUGUGUCCAGUUGCUAAAGAUAGGGGCAGAUGGGAGGAGAUGCAUGGGAGCUUUGUGGACUACUGACCACAAAGAAGGAAGAUUGAAAGGAUUUGAUGGCAGAUUAAUGAUUGUUUGGAAAUAAGUGAAUGGUAGGAAGUAUUGUCCCCAUCAACAGUGGUUGGCAAGGAAAAUGAACCUGGCCAGACUUGAAUUUUUAGACACUGAAAAGGAAUGCAGUUCUUUUCUCAAGUUGUCAAAGGGUUGGUUUUGAGAUUUGGAGAAUGGUAGACUUCUCUUCCCACAAUGUCUUUCUAUAAAAAAGAUAUACAUGUACUUAUAAAUAUAACAAGUGAAAAUUAGUUCUGAAUCAUCACUUGUCACAAAAAAUCAACUAUUAUUAAUGGCUAAUUUGAUAACUGAUUACAGCUAUGCACACUAUUUAUUGGUUGUUUAGUUAAGUGUGUUACACUCAGCAGUUUGAAGCAAGUCAAAGUAAUAACCAACUUUUUGCAUGAAUCACUUACAAUGUAUUUGACAAAGUUAAGUAAAUUUAAAGUAAA